GUGACGAUCGGCGUUAGCCGCAGACGAUGCUUCCUACCCCCACUCGGGAGAGGUGGGUUUGUUGCAUCCGUCAUGCAUCACGAUUGUCUCCAGCAAAGGUUUUCAAGACUCAUCGAACUGUUGUAUUUUCGUCUUCAGAAGCUUCGAGUUGCAAAUUGUUUUGCCAAAGAAAGAAGCUUGAACCCCCCGGGGCAGUGAGCACCUCUUUCUGGGAUGCUGACCCUUAGAAAGGCUCACUGAGCCUAUGGCUCGGCGGACCCGGGGCUUUGCGGUGACCUUCUGAUCGAGCGAUGUUAAAGCGUUCGCUGGUGGCUAUCUGGCCCAAGGGUUGACAUUAAGUAAUUCCUUAUCAACUCAGCAUGUCGGCCCUAUUAUGUCGCCUCGUCCGGUAGCUCUUAUCGAUUGCAAUGCGGAUGCUGUUCUUGUCCCAUAUCAAGGCGAUUCGCUUGGUCUAUCUUCGCACUCACGAGCAUCUCGCUGGAGCCCUGACUCGCCUGGAUGGUCACUUCUUCUGGUUCUCCUCGUAUAGCAAACGGCGAGACCAUCGUGAUGCCUCUUGUUCGUGCAACAGUUCCGAGAAAGCCUAAAACUCCUCUUCCACAACUCCAGACAGGCUUACUUCUGAUGUUGGAAAUUGCGGAAAUUGCAGCUUCAAUGUCCAUAUACCCGUAUAUCAAUCAGCUUAUCACAGAAAUUGGGAUCACUAGAGGUGACGAUGCGGCUGUAGGAUACUAUGUCGGAUUAAUUGAUUCUCUGUUUUACCUCGCCCAGGCACUGACAGUAUUGGGCUGGAGUCGGUUGUCCGACCACAUUGGACGCAAGCCAGUGUUAUUAAUCGGGCUAACAGGAGCUUGCAUUUCGAUGAUAUGUUUCGGCUUUUCGACAGCCUUCUGGAGCCUAGUCAUGAGUCGCUGCAUGUGGGGAGUAUUGAAUGGCAACAUUGGAGUCAUGAGGAUUGUGAUGGGUGAAUUGACGGACUCUACGAAUAUGGCUCAGGGAUUUGCCUUGCUUCCGAUGGCGUGGUCAAUUGGAUGUUUCGCUGGCCCUUUGAUGGGGGGAAUGCUGGCGCGGCCACAGGAUCACUGGCCUAAAUUAUUUAUCAAUCCAUUUUGGGGAACAUACCCGUACUUUCUUGCUUGUGCAUUAUCUGCUUCUCUGCUCCUCUUGGCCUUUUUCAUGUUGUUAUACUUCUUGGAAGAAACAUUAUCAAGCAAACGCCGACCAAGGUCGACAAUAGCCACGCCCAGUGUUUCUCGCGGUAUCAAUGAUCAGGAAGCGUUUGUGCAACAAUCUACGACAGAUACGCUCUUGUGGUCUCUGCUCACACCUACCAUUGUUAUUCCGAUCGCAAGCUACGCUAUGUUGUCCUUUCUUGACGUGUCUUUCAGGGCUCUCAUGCCGCUGUUCCUUUCCACGCCCACCCACCUUGGCGGCAUGGGUCUUACUCCUUCUUCCAUUGGUUUGUGGCUGGCGUUCUCUGGGAUCGUAGAUGGACUCUUUCAGGCAUUGUUCUUGGCUAAAAUUGUUGAUUGGGUUGGUCCCAAGCAUCUAUUCUGUGUAUCAGUGUCGUGCUUCACACCGCUUAUGGUCGCGUUUCCGAUGAUGUCGUGGCUGGUACACACAAGGGGGAUGGUUGAUCAUGCAAUUAUGUAUGCCUUGCUUGGCCAGCUGAUUCUGACAGUGACAUGGGAUAUGGCAUUCGCUACUGCUUUGAUGUUUGUCACAGCUUCUGCCCCUGCGAAGAAUGUUCUUGGCGUCGUCAAUGGUCUCUGCCAAACCUCUGCAUCGAUAGCUCGUGCCCUUGGGCCUGCCUUAACCACAUCGCUCUUCGCAUUCUCAAAGAAACACAAUAUUCUCAAUGGAAAUGCAGUAUAUGUUGUCUUGAUCAUACUGUCCGGUGUCCUAAGGUGGCUGGGUUCGCAGCUGCCAGAUGAAGUACAAGACAGAGAUGAAUGAAAGGUCAGUACUUCUCGAGAUUUUUCACCUGAAAUGCAUGAAUAGUGAAUACCCAGACACUUCAAAAGGCCUGUGGGUUCCCGUACAGAAUUACGAAAUGUACCAUUCGAGUGUCUGCCGCCGAGCCCGUUGAUUGAUGUACUUGAUACAUGUAUACUACUUAGUACUCUUGCCCAUUCUAAAAGCAUGGAUCAGCUUAGAUCCUCUACCUCGAGAAA
Messenger RNA from Suillus plorans, 2174 nucleotides. RefSeq names its product major facilitator superfamily domain-containing protein. NCBI's taxonomy places the organism in Eukaryota, Fungi, Basidiomycota, Agaricomycetes, Boletales, Suillaceae. Gene Ontology annotation, molecular function: transmembrane transporter activity. Bases 499 to 1956 code for a protein of 485 amino acids. The record is from RefSeq and is a predicted model, not a curated record. The transcript has 7 exons. Gene Ontology annotation, biological process: transmembrane transport.